Messenger RNA from Danio aesculapii, 1665 nucleotides. It is a transcript of the gene slc18a3b, whose product is annotated as solute carrier family 18 member 3b. Gene Ontology annotation, cellular component: terminal bouton; AP-2 adaptor complex; membrane. The record is from RefSeq and is a predicted model, not a curated record. Gene Ontology annotation, molecular function: xenobiotic transmembrane transporter activity; acetylcholine transmembrane transporter activity. NCBI's taxonomy places the organism in Eukaryota, Metazoa, Chordata, Actinopteri, Cypriniformes, Danionidae. Gene Ontology annotation, biological process: transmembrane transport; chemical synaptic transmission; xenobiotic transport. The transcript has a single exon. Bases 143 to 1621 code for a protein of 492 amino acids.
AACACUGAAGCAGAAAGCGCGCAGAGCCCAGCCUGAGCCCAGCGAUUGCGCGGAGAGCUCGUGCGUAAUCCAGACGCGCGCAGAGGAAUGACAGAGAGCCCGAUCCGCUGAUCCGCCGUGGGACACACACCGACCGACGGUCAUGCAGUCCUCCGGGGCGCCGGGGCUGGCUCAGUCCGCCGCCCUGCAGCUGUCCGCGAUGGGCGAGAGGAGCCGAGAGCUGGGCGGCGCGCUGCGGGAGCCCGAGCGGCAGCGGAGACUCCUGCUGGUGGUGGUGUGCGUGGCGCUGCUGCUGGACAACAUGCUCUACAUGGUGAUCGUGCCCAUCAUCCCGGACUACUUGGCAGACCUGCGGGGCGAGCGGGGAAACUCCUCCGCGGACCUGGACAUCCAGAUCGGGGUUCUGUUCGCCUCCAAAGCCCUGCUGCAGCUGCUGGUGAACCCGCUGUCCGGCACCUUCAUCGACCGCGUCGGAUACGACCUCCCGCUGCUGAUCGGGCUGCUGGUCAUGUUCCUGUCCACCUGCAUCUUCGCCUUCGCAGAGAACUACGGGACGCUGUUCGCCGCGCGCAGUCUGCAGGGUCUGGGCUCCGCGUUCGCGGACACCUCCGGCAUCGCCAUGAUCGCGGAUAAAUUUACGGAGGAGGCGGAGAGGAGCCGCGCGCUGGGCAUCGCGCUCGCCUUCAUCUCCUUCGGGAGCCUCGUGGCGCCUCCGUUCGGCGGAAUCCUGUACGAGUUCGCAGGUAAACGCGUCCCGUUCAUAGUUCUGGCCUGUGUGUGCUUGGCGGACGGCGUUCUGCUGCUGACGGUGGUCAAACCUUUCUCCGACAGGACGCGCGAGAACAUGCCGGUCGGGACGCCCAUCCACCGGCUUAUGGUGGACCCGUACAUCGCCGUGGUGGCGGGCGCGCUGACCGUCUGCAACAUCCCGCUGGCCUUCCUGGAGCCCACCAUCUCCAACUGGAUGGAGAGCACGAUGGACGCCUCUAAGUGGCAGAUGGGGCUGGUGUGGCUGCCAGCGUUCCUGCCGCACGUGCUGGGCGUCUACAUCACCGUCCGCCUGGCCGCCCGGUACCCGGAGCGGCAGUGGUUCUACGGCGCGCUCGGGAUGGUGAUCAUCGGGGCCAGCUCCUGCACGGUGCCCGCCUGCAAGACCUUCGGAGAGCUGGUGUUCCCGCUGUGCGGGAUCUGCUUCGGCAUCGCGCUGGUGGACACCGCGCUGCUGCCCACGCUGGCGUUCCUGGUGGACGUGCGGCACGUGUCGGUGUACGGCAGCGUUUACGCCAUCGCGGACAUCUCCUACUCUGUCGCGUACGCCAUGGGGCCGGUGGUGGCCGGGCAGAUCGUGCACAACCUGGGCUUCGUGCAGCUGAAUCUGGGCAUGGGGCUGGUGAACGUGCUGUACGCGCCCGCGCUCCUGCUGCUGCGCCCCGUGUGCCAGAUCAAGCCCUCCUUCUCGGAGAGGAACGUGCUGCUGGAGGAGGGCCCGAGCGGCCUGUACGACUCUAUUCGGCUGGAGGAGCGCACGCUGCGGCGGAAGGGGCUGAGCACCGGCGCCGGUACUGAACACGAGCUCCGCGGGCGCUCGGAGGAGGAGGAGUCGGGCCCGGAGAGCGCGUGAGGCGGCCUGCUGUGCUGCUGUGUACAGGCUCCUGUAGUGUGUAG